AUGGUCGCCACCUCGCACACACGCUACGUCUCGAUCCCCUCUCACCCACCAACGCCCUCCUCCUCCUCGUCCGUCUCCCCAACCGCAUAUCCGAGCGACCAGCCGUACCCGCUUAGCGAAAAGUCCACUUCACGCACACAUCGACCUGCGCUGCCCUCGCACAACAGCUUCACCGGAUCCCGCCGAAGCAGCAACGCGAGGGAUGCGAUGGUGGUCCUUUUCCGCAAAGGGCGGAAUGUGAUUCUGAUCUUCGCAUGUCUGGUGGUGGGAUGGAUGGUCGUCUCGCGUAGCGAGCUGGACAGUUCGCGGGUCAAGUCGGUGAUAGGGAAAGUAACCCAUCCUCUCACCCCCUCCCCCAUCGAGGUCGCUCCUAUCGAGCCCAACAUCACCCUGGCAGAAGUCCCCCCGCCGUAUCGGUUAGAGGACGAUAUGGUUCUCAUCACCAAAGUCGGUUCUGCCACGGUUCACAAACGACUCCUCAUCCACCUCGCCGAACAACCCCAUUCCAACAUCUACGCUCCCAACCGCCUCUACGUCUCCGAUUACCCGUUGACGCUAGGAAACAUCACGUUCUACGAUGCCCUCUCCAACGUCUCCUCCACGCUCUCCUCCAUCGAAGAGUUCAGUGCUCUACGGGGGGAACUUCGUGCACUGAUGGAAUCCAACCAAGACCUCGAUCUCAUGUCCGACAAGGAUGGAGGGUGGAAGUUGGACAAGUACAAAUUCCUUCCCAUGAUGGGCGAGGCGUACCGUCGUUUCCCCGGCAAGAAAUGGUAUGUCAUGGUGGAAGCCGACACGUUCCUGUUCUGGAACGAACUGGUCAAAUGGCUUUCGACGUUCGAUCCGGAUCAGCAGUACAUGUUGGGUCGACCGAUGUUUUGUGAUUUCGACGAUCGCAAAUCCACUCCCUUUAUGCAUGGGGGGAGUGGAUUCGUUCUCUCCCGUGCUGUGAUGGAAGCAUCCUACGGUGUUGACCCCGAAUUCGAGCACAAUCACGAUAACCUCACCCAACACGCCGCGUUCGGGGAUGCACUGCUCACCAAAGCCCUCUACGACGCCCCAGGGGUCAACCUCACCGAUCUCAGCCCCGAAUCGGGCGAACGGUUCAACACGGACACGCCCCGAAGUGUCAAGUUCACCGACGGCCUAUGGUGUCGUCCUGUUCUCACCUUUCACCAUGUGACCCCAAGCGAUACGGCGCAUCUGUACGAUUUUCAACGCCGCAUCGAGCCGCGCCUGGGGGUCAACGAUACGGUGCGAUGGUGCGAUGUGUGGGAUGAAUUCAUUCCGUUGUUUUUGCGAAAGGCGUUGAAGGAGGCGGCGGAGCACGAUCCGGAGAUCGUUCUGCCACUAGAUGAGGUGGCGCCGGGAGAAGUGGGCGUGGUGGGGUGGAAGGCGUUCGAGGACGAUGACGACACCAGGGUGGUUAGCACCAAGAACGCGUUGGAUUGCCUGGCAAAGUGUCGGUCGAACGAAGGAUGCAUGAUGUGGGAGUGGAAGGAGAAGGAGGGCAUGGGCCAGUGCAGGUUAGGCGAAGAUUUUCUCAGGAUCGGCGUGACAAAGCCACGGACGAAUGACGGGUUGACAACGGGUUGGAUGGGGAGGAGGGUCGACGCGUGGAGGAACAAUCUCAGCUGCAGUGGGCGGACCGGGUUGAACGACUAUGCGCCCAAGGAUGCGUGGAGGGCCGAGGACAAGGUCGAGGAGGUGGUGAGUGCCGAGGAGGCCGAGGAGGUGCCUGUGGAGGAGGUGCAAGAGGUCAAGCAGGUCAAGGCGGACAAGGUGGGCAAGGUGUUGGAGUCCGUAGCGCAAAAGCACGAGGAGAAGACGCCGCCCAAGAAGGAGCAGCAGAAGAAGGUGGCCGACAAGCCCAAGGAGGAGCAGCACGAGAAGGAAGAACAGCACAAGGACGAGUCCCACAAGCAGCAGCAACAGCAGCACAAGGACAAGCAAUGA
Molecule: messenger RNA, 1956 nt
Organism: Kalmanozyma brasiliensis GHG001
Lineage: Eukaryota; Fungi; Basidiomycota; Ustilaginomycetes; Ustilaginales
Product: Fringe-like protein
Exons: 1
Coding region: 1-1956 (651 amino acids)
Cellular component (GO): membrane
Molecular function (GO): glycosyltransferase activity
Source: RefSeq, a predicted model, not a curated record